Messenger RNA from Cylindrotheca closterium, 825 nucleotides. NCBI's taxonomy places the organism in Eukaryota, Bacillariophyta, Bacillariophyceae, Bacillariales, Bacillariaceae. The record is from the annotation of a GenBank genome assembly.
AUGACACGAUUUCCUUCAAUACGACGAAAUAGCGGAGGCCUCUUUUCGCAGACGGAUACGAGAGAACUGGAGCUCUCCGUGUUCGACAAGCCUAGCCCAAUGGACGAAGACGACUGCUUGUACCAGCUUCAUGACUUUUGUCACGACAAUCACAUUCAUGUUUCGUGGGACAUGCAGUUUCGUUUCGCGUGCUUCUAUGACUUUGAUUAUGAGAAAACCAAGGAUAGCAUCGUGAAGAAGCAUCGCUGUCGAUACUUGUACCUCCGAAUGGAAGCUGCACUCGUCGACCAGUUCAUGACCCAGGCCUUGUUUCCUUUGCCCGGACUCAAGACAAAGCACACCAAUUCAGAAGUGAUAUAUUUUUGCCCAGCAAAAUACCAACCCAGCCAAAAAGGCGGUGAUCUCUUGGUGGACAAUUUGUGCUACAUCCUGAACCAAGGUUGCCGUACGGAACGAGGAUGCCGGAAUGGUAUGGCAUUCUUGGCCAACAUGCAUGGCUUUUCCGCCCGAAAUAUACACCAUGGUACCAUCGUGAAAAUGGUCCAGAUGCUGCAGGGAGAUAUGGUCCCCACGAAGAUUGAGUUUGUCAUCAUUGUAGAUCCACCAGCCAUCUUUACCCGAGCAUGGAAAGCAGCCAAAAAGGCUAUCAACGGCACACUAUUUAAAAAAGUUUACUUCAUCCGCCAAGAAAGACUCGGCGAGUUUCUCAUGGAUGGAUACAAGGAAUUUUUGCCCGACGAGUUCUCCUCUGGCUGGCGGGAUGUCAACGAGAUUGUUGAGGACUACGUGGACCUGAUGCGAUACCAAGAUGAGCACAAUCGUUGA